This is a messenger RNA of Drepanopeziza brunnea f. sp. 'multigermtubi' MB_m1, 1590 nucleotides long. RefSeq lists its product as uncharacterized. Gene Ontology annotation, cellular component: nucleus; tRNA methyltransferase complex; cytosol. The record is from RefSeq and is a predicted model, not a curated record. Gene Ontology annotation, molecular function: protein binding. Gene Ontology annotation, biological process: tRNA modification; RNA (guanine-N7)-methylation. NCBI's taxonomy places the organism in Eukaryota, Fungi, Ascomycota, Leotiomycetes, Helotiales, Drepanopezizaceae.
AUGCCUUAUCAAUGCAUGGCCAAGUCCGGAAAUAAGUUGGUUGCAGCCAGAGGGUCCAGCAUAGACAUCUUCAACCUCCAAACCGGCUCGCUACUAUCAGUGUGGAAAUGCCCAGCUUCUCAAGAGACCAAAAAUGAGAAUGGAAACUCCAAAGAGCUGCCGAUUACAACAGAGACUUCAGAGCCAAUGCCGUUAAAAGAAGAAAUUAAUGAGGAAUCUGGCCCUCCUGCAAAGAAGAGGAAGCUAUCUGAUGAGCCGGAACCGAACGAGGAUCCAGACAAGAAGUCCGAGCAGAAAAGUGGAAAGAAUGAGAAGAAGGCGAAGCCGAACAGCAGAUCAGCUGCUGUGUCAAGUGGUCUGGAAGCUCCAGCUGUUAUUGCACUGGCUGCUACGAAAGAUGGACGACACGUGAUUGCCGUGACGGGAGAAGACAAGAGCAUCAGGGUGUUUGAAAGCACCGACGAGGGUGGAGUGCAAAAGCUCAACCAGAUAAGUCAACGUAUCAUGCCCAAGCGCCCCUGCUCCGUUACGCUCUCCCUCGACUCCACCACCAUAGUCAGCGCGGACAAAUUUGGCGACGUCUACUCCCUCCCCCUAAUCCCCUCUCCCAUCCAAGACACUCAAAACUCAACGCCCGAACCAACUCGAGCAGCGAAGCCCUUUGUCCCCGCCGCCAACGAACUCACCAUCCACUCUCAGCGCAACCGCAGGGCGCUCGAGAACCAGAAACGCCAGGCAGCUCAACGCGUCGAGAAGACCGAGCCAACAUUCGAGCACAAGCUCCUCCUCGGCCACGUCUCCAUGCUAACCGACGUCGCCCUCGUUGCCGUCGAGGGCCGCACUUACAUCGUGACUGCGGACCGGGAUGAGCAUAUCCGUGUCUCGAGGGGAAUUCCGCAGGCGCAUAUCAUUGAGUGUUUCUGUCUUGGACACACUGAUUUUAUUACCCGGCUUUGCUUUCUGGCGGGGAGGAGUGAUCUGUUGAUUUCAGGGGGUGGAGAUGAUGAGUUGUAUGUCUGGGAGUGGCUAUCUGGACGCCUGCUUGCAAAGGUGGAUUUAAAGACGCACGUUGAUGGUGUGCGGAGCGGCUUAUCAAUGUUUGAGGGGAGUGAGGUCCCGGCGAAGAGUGUCGUCUCGGGGAUUUCUUCUGUGGAAUUGACAAUUGGGGGCGAGGUGAAAGAUGCUAUCGUUGUUACGUGUGAAGGCGUUCCGGCGCUUUUCACAUUCCUUCUUACUGGCCAGAACACCUUAGAGCAUCUCCAGACUUUACAGCUAUUAGGCAAUGCUUUGGGGCUUAUCAUCACAUCAGGUGAACAAUCUGAUGCUACCGCUGGCCUGGUUGUGUCUAUCGACACCAUACAUAAGGCUGGGUCGACAAGCGAGCACAGAGAGAGUAAGACGGAUCUCCAAAGCUCCCUCCAGUCAUACAAGUUCCAAGAGGGGAUGUUGGUUGAAGGAGGAGUAGCGUUCUCGCCAGCUGAUGAUGUGGAAGGAGAAAGUGGUCCUCCUGACCGCUUAGGGGGUCUGUUGUAUAAUCUUGAAAAUUUGAGGAAGAGGGAGGGGGACAACGAGGAGUGCAAAAGCGAAUGA